Camellia sinensis is the source of this 647-nucleotide messenger RNA. NCBI's taxonomy places the organism in Eukaryota, Viridiplantae, Streptophyta, Magnoliopsida, Ericales, Theaceae. The record is from RefSeq and is a predicted model, not a curated record.
AAUAAGGCAUUCGUAUUCCCAACCCCCUGUAACCCCAAACAAACGUGGCCAGGUGACUUGAUUCCCUCACCUUCGUCCCCACUUCUAUUUUUCGCCUUCUUUACUUCCCACCAUAGUCUCUUCUACUUUUCUGCUUCACUAAUAUACCCUCCACACAGCUCACAACAGCCCUCUCUCCUUUCACCCCAUUUCACUUCAUACCCUUCCCAUCAUCAACUUCAAUUAGCCCGAUCGAGCCUCACAAAAACAUACCCACACACAAACGUAUAUACACACACUUAUAGAGAGAGAGAGAGAGAGAGAGAGAGAUGUCGGACUGGGGCCCGGUGUUCGUGGCGGUGGUGCUCUUCGUCCUGCUAUCGCCGGGGCUGCUGUUUCAAGUCCCGGGGCGGAGCAGAUCCGUUGAAUUCGGCAACUUCCACACCAGUGGUGCGUCCAUACUCAUCCACACCCUGCUCUACUUCGCUCUCAUCUGUAUCUUCUUGCUGGCUGUUAAAGUUCAUAUGUACUUUGGUUAGAACAUUUGGUUUGUUUGGUUCCGAAUUUCGAUUUGCAUGCGUUGUUGAAUUAUGCCCCUAAGGUGUUUGUUAAAUUGUCCAAGUCAAUCUUUGAUGUCUAUGGCAUUGUAUUUUGUUGCUUUUGAUAUG